AUCCAUUUUUGGUCGCUUUAUUGUCCUUAUCCCUUUUCCUUUUUCCUUGUUCAUUGUCUGAGUGGUGUUGAGCAACACUCUAAGAGCUCCCCCCCACGAUGAAAGUCGUUUUGAAUUUUCCUUUGAACCCCCCCUCCUGGCCGCUUCUCUCAUUGCUGGCAAAAAGCACUUGUUCUAGUGUUUCAAAGCAACAACUUUUUUCAUGUGCGGAGCCAGGCUUUCCAAAUAUGGUCUGCAUUUAGUACCCCAAAAAGGGUACCACCAAAGUUUUGGGGUCCAUAUAUAUCCAAUUACAAAAUUAAGGUGUGAUCUUGAAGAAGGAUUUAACCUCACUUUCCGGAUGCAAGGAUUUGUUAGUUUCUUUCCAAUUGGGCAAGGUUGAAGAUGACUCAAGAUUGAUCAGAUCUUUACUUUAGUGUUUGGUGGUCAGAUGUCACUUUGGACUCUUAUACUUGGGGUCAACCACACCUUGUCUCCUCCACCUUCUCCAAUUGUAGUGGCUUUUCAUGAGUGACACCCAACCACCUCACUUAGAAAAGAGUAUGGAAAAAGAACAGACACCGAAAAUAGUUGUAAGAAAAGGAAAGUAAAAGAGUUCCUAGGAACAUUAUUGUCUUGUUAUGAUAUUUGCCAAAUCUGGUGGCAGCUUUCACCAAUACCGUGUAAUGUGCAUGGGAACCAAACUUAAGUGUGCGAUAAAUCCAUUAGCGACUUCACAAAACAGCAGCAAACUCAGCUUUACAGUGCAUUUCGUGGAUGACUAUUUCCGAACAAGAGUGGUGAAGGAGAAUUGUCAAAUGGAGAGGGCGCUGGAAAAGCAGCACAUGGAAUCUAUCAGGAAGACAAUGCAGAUGCAUGAAAACAUCUUCAAACACCAGGUACGAGAACUUCAUCGCCUGUAUAGCGUUCAAAAGAUGCUAAUGGAUGAGCUGAAAAGGAAAACAAGUUCUGAUGUUAACCAGCAACAUUUGAGGGCACAAACUACUUGUGUAAACAAUUCCCACGUUCAAGCUGAGCCGAGCACAAGGGAGAGGAGUGGCAGUCCUGGUGACACCAUGAAAAUUGUAAGGGGCUUUGAUCUGGAGAGGCCAGCUGGGGAAGACAUCUCAGUUGAUGCCAGUGCUGUUGUAGAAGACCAAGCAGGGCCUAGCUCCCUCAUGCACUCCAGAAUUAGUCACAUGAGCAUUCAAGGCUCUGAUGAUAGUGAAGUUGAACUGACACUAAGCAUUGGAGGCAGCAGCUCAAGCAAAAGGAUGGCGGAGAAUUCCAAACCCCAUACUCAAGAAUUAGGAAGCUUAAAUUCUCAUUCAAUUCAUAUGGGAAAUAAGGAGCUGGAUUCAUCAGCUUCAUUUAAAUCAGAGAGGGGAGAGGAUUGCAGUGGCCCCAACAUUCUAAUGAGCGCUUCUAGCGCAACAUUUGAUCAGGAAAGGAAACGACCACAUUGGCUUUUCCAAGGUUUGAACAUAAACAGGACUUGAAACAGUUGAAAAGUAUUUAUUUUUAAUUUAUCAUUGUGUAUCCUAAUCUUUACUUGGUUCAUGACUCUAGAGAUUCCUAAUCUUUACUUUAUCCUUCUUAACCUGAUAAAUGGAUAAUUGAGUCACCCAUCUUUUUGGGUGUACACAUUGUUGUAAA
Molecule: messenger RNA, 1635 nt
Organism: Gossypium arboreum
Lineage: Eukaryota; Viridiplantae; Streptophyta; Magnoliopsida; Malvales; Malvaceae
Exons: 4
Coding region: 621-1478 (285 amino acids)
Source: RefSeq, a predicted model, not a curated record